Centruroides sculpturatus (bark scorpion) is the source of this 1429-nucleotide messenger RNA. RefSeq lists its product as uncharacterized. The transcript is spliced from 5 exons. Bases 109 to 1290 code for a protein of 393 amino acids. Lineage: Eukaryota; Metazoa; Arthropoda; Arachnida; Scorpiones; Buthidae. The record is from RefSeq and is a predicted model, not a curated record.
GGAGACUUUAUCAGAAAUAUAAAACCAACGGAAAUUGGUGAUUAGGUCAAUUAAAAUUGAAAGUAGAAGCGGAAAGACUUGAAGUUCAACACGAAAACAAGUUGCACUAUGGAGAAUAAUAAAGAAAAAGACUAUAAAAUUCAAAUUAAACUACUCUACCUGCUGAAUCUGCUGCUCUUCUUGUUUGUCCUCGUGUUCGUCAUCAUUUAUUCACCUCAAAAUAAUAAUAUUCGAAUGGCUUCACCCGAUAUAGAAGAGCGUUAUAUCAAAACUAAAGAAGGGGAUGCGAACAUCAAUUCUGACAUUUCUCGUCAUCAACUUAAAAUAAGAGACGUUUCUUCUAAAACUGAAUGCGGAGAGAAAGACGAAGAUGCAGUAAUGCUGAACGGAAAAUGCAGUAUAAAAAAAUCUGAACUGUGCGAGUAUUGUCUUACUUUGAAAGCCAUUUGUGAAAGAAACGUAACAGAAACAGAAGGAGAACAGGAGGAAAAAAAGGAUGAUUCUGAAGAAAAGAUAAAACAAGAAAGUAGACAUUGCAUUCUGGACAACGUUACAGAUUACCAGAUUUUUCCAUUUCCAUUAUUUAAUGUGAGCCGAAGACUCGCUUUCGCACAGUUUGAAGAGAAUUCUGAAGGAAAUUUUGACAUUUGGCUGAAGGAAAGAGAAAAACCUGUUAUACAAGAAUAUAGAUUAAAUGAAAACGGAACUUAUGAAAUUCUUAAGGAAUUUCGUUUUCCUGAAACAAUGACAGAUUGGGGAAUCGUAUACAAUGGAAGUUAUUACGGUCGAUACGAUUUCGAACACAAAAUUUUCAAAUACAACUUCCAGACUUGGGAAUCCAAAAUAGGAGAUAAAAUUUUUCAUAUUCCACGUGUUGAUUUCUUUUCUUUUUGCAUAGACGAGGACAGUAUUUGGGUAUUUAACGUAAUAGAUCCUCGUUUGCACGUGAUUCACGAGGCUCUUCAAAUCGAUCCGGAGAAUUUAGAAAUUUUGUCCAAGCAAAUUGUUGAUAAUGCAAUUUGCCUGAUACGAUAUGGUUUCGUUGCGUAUGGCAAAAUUUAUUGCUUCGAAGAUUUGAAAAAUGUACAGAUUUCUUUUAUAUCGGAUAAAACCGAAAAGGAAAUUCCAUACAUUGCUCUAAAUGUUGAUAAAGAAAUAUAUAAUGAAGCUGCUACUCAGUUCUACAAUUUCAAAGAGCAACGUCUUUAUGUACUCUACCAAUCCUACAAAUCCAUGAGUUAUACACUUCAUAGAUUCAAAUUACAUUUCAAUUGUUCGUCUGAGGAGUGAAAAGUUGCAUCGACAUAUUUAGGUCUAUUAUUUUGUUUUAUUAUACACUUUUUUUUUAAUAGAAAGUCGUUUCAAUUAAUUGAUGUCAUGAAUAAUUUUUAUUUUAAAUUUUUCAUUCUUAAUAUAACCUUUGUAUGAA